UUUAUUUUAUUUUUCACAUUUUAUACACUAUGCGUUUCCUUGAAUGGAAAAGCAAGGGUACUGGAGUACUGUUGAUGCUCACAGCAGUACAAGCAUUUGACAGAAGUGUAUUCCAGCAACCUAUGUAUGCAAAUAAGUCUAUCUCCAAUGAUAGCUAUCGUAUACGUGCCCAGUCACCCCUACCCGAUGCAACCCAGCUUACACAAAAAGAGAAACAAGACUUUAUAAAAGGAGCUUUUAUGUUUGCUUGGGAAGGAUACAGAGCGUUUAGUUGGGGAUAUGAUGAAAAUAGACCUGUCUCCAAUCGACCAGUCAACACCAGGAAUGGCUGGGGAGCUACGAUUGUCGAUGCCUUGGAUACAUUAUACUUGAUGGGUCUAACAGAACAGUUCAACGAAGCCAAGGACUUCGUAAGGACUAUCGAUUGGAAGGCUGUAAAACCAGGAAAUGAAGAAGUUCAGGUGUUUGAGACCGUUAUUCGAUACGUCGGUGGAUUGAUUUCUGCCUAUGAUCUAUCUGGCGACAGUGUUUUUAUAACUAAAGCGGUAGAGCUUGUGGAUCUCUUGAUGCCUGCAUUUGAUACGCCAACUGGUAUCCCAUAUCAAUUUGUGAAUUUCAAAACAGGAAAAGGAGUGAAAUCUGGAUUUACUGAUGGCGCAUCAUGUCUUGCUGAACUCGGGACUGUUCAGUUGGAGUUUACACGGCUCUCUCAAAUCACUGAUAACUGGGUUUAUCAUCGAGCAGGCCAACGUGUCUAUGAAGCCUUCGAGAACAUGAGGACUUCACCACAUGGUCUUUUUACUCAUCUUAUCAAUCCAGAUACUGGAAAGCAAUUAGGAAACUAUAUUACUUGGGGAGGCAUGGCAGACAGCUUCUAUGAGUACUUGAUCAAACAAUAUGUUAUGUCGAAAGGCAGAGAUGAAAGGAUGAAAGAUAUGUCUAUAGCAGCAAUCCGAAGUUUAGAGAAGCAUCUUUUAACCAGUCCAAAGGAUCAUUCAGAGCGAGUUUUGCUUUCUGUAUUGGACAAUGGUGUUCAAGUACCAGUCAUGGAUGAAUUGGCGUGCUUUGCACCAGGAUCUCUUCUCUUGGCUUCUAAGACUAUUCCUGGCUUAAAAAAUAUAGAAGACUUUGCUGCUGAUUUGAUGGAUGGUUGCUAUAUUGCUUGGUCUUCAACUCGCACUGGACUAGCACCAGAAACGUUUGGAUGGGAAGAUUCAAAGGAUGGUCACACAGUGGUGGGUGAACUUACCGGACGUCGUAAACAGCUUGCAGAGGAAGCAGGUGUAUUUCCAGUCACUUCGAGCUAUAUUUUAAGACCGGAGACUCUUGAAUCUUUGUAUUAUUUCUACAAGUAUACUGGAGAUAAAUCAUACGAAAUCAAGGCUUGGAAUAUAUUCAAUGCUCUUCAUGUCUACAGCCAUUCAAGCUCUGGAUUCUCAGGUGUUCAAGAUAUAGACUCGUCAUACCCAACUUGGGAUGACCGCCAAGAGAGUUUCUUUUUCGCAGAAACCUUUAAAUAUCUCUAUCUAUUCUACGACGAUGAUGCUGCCGAAUCUGUAUCAUUCGAUCAAUGGGUAUUCAACACUGAAGCACACCCAUUCCGUAUCGUCGAUAAAGAACCACCAAAGCCUGUAGAGGUUCCAUGGUUUGAUGAGAUCUCAGACUUUUUUGAUAAAUGCCUUAGCUUUAUACUUGGUAUUUUGUUUGGAUGGAUUGGAAUUAUUUAUAAAUCUAUUUUUGGAUGAGAACUUUGAUGAUCGUCCUGAUUAUUGAUAAUCAAUAAAUGCAAGCACCCACAAAGCUUCCUCAUUCACUAUCAGA
Phycomyces blakesleeanus NRRL 1555(-) is the source of this 1821-nucleotide messenger RNA. Its product is annotated as glycoside hydrolase family 47 protein. Gene Ontology annotation, molecular function: calcium ion binding; mannosyl-oligosaccharide 1,2-alpha-mannosidase activity. Bases 30 to 1745 code for a protein of 571 amino acids. The record is from RefSeq and is a predicted model, not a curated record. Gene Ontology annotation, cellular component: Golgi membrane; endoplasmic reticulum. Gene Ontology annotation, biological process: N-glycan processing; carbohydrate metabolic process. NCBI's taxonomy places the organism in Eukaryota, Fungi, Mucoromycota, Mucoromycetes, Mucorales, Phycomycetaceae. The transcript has 10 exons.